AUGGCAUGGAAUGGUUGCUGUAAUCCAAUAUCUCUGGGAUGGGUUAAAAAGUUACUGGAACGAGAAAUUAAGGAUAUUUAUGUGCAUUCGCUCAUGAUUGGUGAUAACUUUGUAUCGGAUACGUUGCACGGUUAUUUCGGCAAUUUGAAUGAUGAAAUUGAUGAGGCGUGCAGUAAAAUCGCUAAUGAUGUUCAUCUGAAGGAUGGUUACAACGCGAUCGGUUUCUCUCAAGGAGGCUUAUUUCUACGUGGUCUUGCCCAACGUUGUUCAAGUCCGCCAAUGAAGAAUUUAAUUUCAAUUGGUGGGCCUCAACAAGGCAUUUAUGGUUUACCGUACUGUCCUGGAAACGUGACGAUUUGUGAUACCGUAAGACAUCUUCUCGACUGGGGUGCUUAUGCUGGUUUUGUACAGAGAAGUUCUGUUCAAGCACAGUACUGGCAUGAUCCCACGGACGCGGCCACAUAUCGAGAAGCUAGUAUCUUACUGGCCGAUAUAAAUGCCGAAAAUGCUGUUAAUCAAACUUAUGUGGAUAAUCUGAAAAAAUUGAAUAACUUAGUGCUCAUCAAAUUCAACAACGACUCAAUGAUUGUACCUAAAGAAUCAGAGUGGUUUGGAUAUUACAAGGAUGGUGAUACAUCGAGCAUCAUUCCGUUGGAGGAAUCGAAACUGUUUACUGAGGACAGAAUUGGACUGAAAGCGAUGAAAGACAGUGGUAAAGUGCAAUUCUUGGCAAUGAAUGGAGAUCAUCUCGAAAUACCUGAAUCCGUUUUUAUCGAUGAAAUCAUUAAUAAAUUUUUGAAAUAA
Messenger RNA from Anisakis simplex (herring worm), 804 nucleotides. The record is from the annotation of a GenBank genome assembly. Lineage: Eukaryota; Metazoa; Nematoda; Chromadorea; Rhabditida; Anisakidae.